This is a messenger RNA of Ostrinia furnacalis (Asian corn borer), 1167 nucleotides long. Its product is annotated as cytoglobin-1-like. Gene Ontology annotation, biological process: oxygen transport. The record is from RefSeq and is a predicted model, not a curated record. NCBI's taxonomy places the organism in Eukaryota, Metazoa, Arthropoda, Insecta, Lepidoptera, Crambidae. The transcript is spliced from 4 exons. Gene Ontology annotation, molecular function: oxidoreductase activity; iron ion binding; oxygen binding. Bases 208 to 726 code for a protein of 172 amino acids.
GCGCGUGUUAACCCACCGCGUAACAUCGCGCGAAAACACCAAGUCUGUAAGUAUCGAAUAUCGAGUGACAUUUGCUCAACGUGAACGGAAAAGUGUUAACAAAACGUGUUCCCUUAUCGAAUUAGUGCGAUACUUUAUAUUGAUUCGUUAUCGAUGCUUAUAAUUUGUCGCUGAUUGUUUGAGUGUUAUCGGCGAGUUGAAUUAACGAUGGGCGCGUGGUUGAGCUACAUCUGGUGGGGCGGAGACCCUGACGCGGUAAACCCAGUGUCCGGGCUCACCAAGAGAGAGAUUUACGCCGUGCAGAAAUCCUGGGCACCAGUGUAUGCCAAUUCAGUGGCCAACGGGACGGAAAUUUUGAACAGACUAUUCACCACCUACCCAGAAACGAAGAACUACUUCAAAAUGAUCCGCAAUUUACCAGACGGCGAGUACGCCCAGAAUUUCCAGUUUAAGGCGCACGUGAUCAACCUGAUGUCAGCUUUGAACCUAGCCAUCAUGAACCUGAACCAGCCUGAAAUUGUAGCAGCCAUGAUGGUGAAGCUUGGCGAAUCACAUAAGAGAAGAGAAAUAAAAGAACAAAACUUUCAUGACUUGAAAAACGUGCUAGUGAAGAUGUUCAUCGAAGUGCUAAAUCUCGACGCAGCGACUCUCGGAGCGUGGGGGAAGACCGUAGACUUCUGGUACAAGAACAUAUUCCAAUCAUUGAAUGCUGAGGAGAGUAGAUAACACCACCAGUUCCCAUUUGACGACCGCGGGUCUCUCUGCUUGGUUUAAAGUUAUUGUAAAUGCUAAGGGUGCUUUCGUAAAGAAAAUACGGUAGGUCGUGUGCCUAUUUCUGACGGUACCUUUUCUAUUUUGAUAAGCCAGUUUUAAAUGUUGACAUGAUGUAAGCCCAAAUUUUUUCAUAUCAGUUAAAUGAGACCUACUUAAUGGACUGCCAAAUCGCGCUAAGAAACUCAAUAACGCUUUUAAUUUAGAUUUCAAAGCUACACACUCUACUUUUCACGGAAAAUUGAUAGUUUUCGGGACUAGUGUUAGUCUAAUGACUACAGUCUAAUACCGCGCUUAACAUCGCGCUGCGACCACGCCAGCUGUGUGCCAGAAGUUUGCAAUCAAUAUCAUACCUACUUAUUUACUUCUGUUUAUUUUGUCAACGGUUCCUUCUUU